Molecule: messenger RNA, 5334 nt
Organism: Sorex araneus (European shrew)
Lineage: Eukaryota; Metazoa; Chordata; Mammalia; Eulipotyphla; Soricidae
Gene: COL3A1
Product: collagen type III alpha 1 chain
Exons: 51
Coding region: 1-4392 (1463 amino acids)
Molecular function (GO): protein binding; extracellular matrix structural constituent
Source: RefSeq, a predicted model, not a curated record
AUGAUGAGCUUUGUGCAAAAGGGGACCUGGUUACUUCUUGCUCUGCUUCAACCCACUCUUAUUUUGGCACAACAGACCCAAGAAGCAAUUGACGGAGGAUGCUCCCAUCUUGGUCAGUCCUAUGCGGAUAGAGAUGUCUGGAAGCCAGAACCAUGCCAAAUAUGUGUCUGUGACUCAGGAUCUGUUCUCUGCGAUGACAUAAUAUGUGACGAUCAAGAAUUAGAUUGCCCCAACCCAGAGAUCCCAUUUGGAGAAUGUUGUGCAGUAUGCCCACAGCCUCCAGCAGGUCCUACUCGACCUCCUAAUGGAUAUGGACCUCGAGGCCCUAAGGGAGAUCCAGGUCCUCCUGGCAUCCCUGGGAGAAAUGGUGAUCCUGGUGCCCCAGGACAACCUGGUUCCCCAGGUUCUCCCGGUCUUCCUGGAAUCUGUGAAUCAUGCCCUACUGGUGGUCAGAACUAUUCUCCCCAGUUCGAUUCAUAUGAUGUCAAGGCUGGAGGAGGAGGUGGAGGAGGCUUUCCCGGCCCAGCUGGUCCUCCUGGUCCUCCCGGUCCCCCUGGUACAUCUGGUCAUCCUGGAUCUCCUGGUUCUCCAGGAUACCAAGGUCCCCCUGGUGAACCUGGGCAAGCUGGUCCUUCAGGUCCUCCAGGACCUCCUGGUGCUAUAGGUCCAUCUGGCCCUGCUGGAAAAGAUGGGGAAUCAGGAAGACCAGGACGACCUGGAGACAGAGGACUCCCUGGGCCCCCUGGUGUCAAAGGCCCUGCUGGUAUGCCUGGCUUCCCUGGUAUGAAAGGACACAGAGGUUUUGAUGGACGGAAUGGAGAAAAGGGAGAAACUGGUGCUCCUGGAUUAAAGGGUGAAAAUGGUCUGCCAGGUGAAAACGGAGCUCCUGGGCCUAUGGGUCCAAGAGGCUCUCCUGGUGAGAGAGGACGACCAGGACUUCCUGGGGCCGCUGGAUCUCGAGGUAAUGAUGGUGCUCGAGGAAGUGAUGGACAACCAGGUCCACCCGGUCCCCCUGGAACUGCAGGAUUCCCUGGUUCUCCUGGUGCUAAGGGUGAAGUUGGACCCGCGGGAUCUCCUGGUUCCAGUGGUUCUCCUGGGCAAAGAGGUGAACCUGGACCCCAGGGACAUGCUGGUUCUCCAGGUCCUCCUGGUCCUCCUGGGAAUAAUGGCAGUCCCGGUGGUAAAGGUGAAAUGGGUCCUGCUGGUAUUCCUGGAGCUCCUGGACUUUUAGGACCCCGUGGUCCCCCAGGACCUCCUGGUACCAAUGGCGCGCCUGGACAGCGAGGUGGUGCAGGUGAACCUGGUAAGAAUGGUGCCAAAGGAGAGCCAGGACCUCGUGGUGAACGUGGUGAAGCUGGUACUCCGGGUACUCCAGGACCUAAGGGUGAAGAUGGUAAAGAUGGUUCACCUGGAGAACCUGGUGCUAAUGGACUCCCAGGCACUGCAGGAGAACGGGGUGCACCUGGAAUGCCAGGACGUGCUGGACCCAAUGGCCUUCCAGGAGAAAAGGGUCCUGCUGGAGAGCGUGGUGGUCCUGGUCCUGCAGGUCCCAGAGGGGUUGCUGGAGAACCUGGUCGAGAUGGUCUCCCUGGAGCUCAGGGAAUGAGGGGUAUGCCCGGAAGUCCAGGAGGACCAGGCAAUGAUGGGAAACCGGGACCUCCUGGCAGUCAAGGAGAUAGUGGCCGACCAGGACCUCCAGGUCCGUCUGGUCCCCGAGGGCAGCCUGGAGUUAUGGGUUUCCCUGGUCCAAAAGGAAAUGAUGGUGCGCCUGGCAAAAAUGGAGAACGAGGUGGGCCUGGUGGGCCUGGACCACAGGGCCCAGCUGGGAAGAAUGGUGAAACCGGACCUCAGGGACCCCCUGGACCUACUGGGCCAGCUGGUGACAAAGGAGAAUCAGGAGCCCCUGGGCUACCAGGGCCACAAGGAUUGCCUGGAACCAAUGGUCCUCCAGGAGAAAAUGGGAAACCUGGUGAACCAGGUCCCAAGGGAGAAGCUGGUGGACCUGGAGCUCCAGGAGGCAAGGGUGAUGCUGGUUCCCCUGGUGAACGCGGACCCCCUGGAGCAGCUGGUCCUAUGGGACCUAGAGGUGGAGCUGGCCCUCCUGGUCCAGAAGGAGGAAAGGGCCCCGCUGGUCCCCCGGGGACACCUGGUAAUGCUGGCCCUCCUGGUCUGCAAGGAAUGCCUGGAGAAAGAGGAGGACCUGGAGGUCCUGGACCAAAGGGUGACAAGGGUGAACCAGGUGGUGCGGGUGCUGAUGGUGCUCCUGGGAAAGAUGGGCCAAGGGGUCCUACUGGUCCAAUUGGUCCUCCUGGCCCCGCUGGUCAGCCUGGAGAUAAGGGUGAAGGUGGUGCCCCUGGACUUCCAGGUGUAGCUGGUCCUCGUGGUGGUCCUGGUGAGAGAGGUGAACAUGGACCUCCAGGACCAGCUGGCUUCCCUGGUGCUCCAGGGCAGAAUGGUGAGCCUGGUGCUAAAGGAGAACGAGGUGCCCCUGGUGAGAAAGGUGAAGGGGGCCCUCCUGGUGUUGCGGGACCCACUGGUGGUGCUGGGCCAGCUGGUCCCCCUGGUCCUGCAGGUGUCAAAGGAGAACGAGGAAGUCCUGGUGGUCCUGGUGCUGCUGGAUUUCCUGGUGCUCGUGGUCUUCCUGGUCCUCCUGGUAGUAAUGGCAACCCAGGCCCCCCCGGCGCUAGUGGUGCUCCCGGCAAGGAUGGACCCCCAGGUCCACCUGGUAACAGUGGGUCUCCUGGCAACCCCGGUGUGUCAGGACCAAAAGGUGAUGCUGGCCCACCAGGAGAGAAGGGAUCCCCAGGCAGCCAGGGACCUCCAGGAGCUCCAGGCCCACUUGGAAUUUCAGGAAUUACAGGAGCACGGGGUCUUGCAGGACCACCAGGCAUGCCGGGUCCUAGGGGAAGCCCUGGGCCACAGGGUAUCAAGGGUGAAAGUGGAAAACCAGGACCUAGUGGUCUCAGUGGUGAACGUGGUCCACCUGGUCCGCAGGGUCUUCCUGGUUUGGCCGGUACAGCUGGUGAACCUGGAAGAGAUGGUAACCCUGGAUCAGAUGGUCUUCCAGGCCGAGAUGGCUCUCCUGGUGGCAAGGGUGAUCGUGGUGAAAAUGGCUCUCCUGGUGCCCCAGGUGCUCCUGGUCAUCCAGGACCCCCUGGUCCUGUUGGUCCCUCUGGGAAGAGUGGUGAUAGAGGAGAAACUGGCCCAGCUGGUCCUGCUGGAGCUCCAGGUCCUGCUGGCUCCCGAGGUGCUCCUGGUCCCCAAGGUCCACGUGGUGACAAAGGUGAAACAGGUGAACGUGGGUCUAAUGGCAUCAAAGGACAUCGAGGAUUUCCUGGUAAUCCCGGCUCCCCUGGUGCUCCAGGCCCUGCUGGCCACCAAGGUGCAGUGGGUAGUCCAGGACCUGCAGGUCCCAGAGGACCUGUUGGACCUGGUGGACCUCCUGGAAAAGAUGGAACGAGUGGGCAUCCAGGUCCUAUUGGACCACCUGGACCUCGGGGUAACAGAGGAGAAAGAGGAUCCGAGGGUUCCCCAGGUCACCCAGGGCAACCUGGCCCUCCUGGACCCCCAGGUGCUCCUGGUCCAUGCUGUGGUGGGGCUGCUGCUAUCUCUGGUGGUGGAGGUGAAAAAGCUGGUGGGUUUGCUCCAUAUUAUGGAGAUGAACCUUUAGAAUUGAAAAUCAACACGGAAGAGAUCAUGACUUCACUCAAAUCGAUCAGUGGACAACUUGAAAACCACAUUAGUCCUGAUGGUUCUCGUAAACAUCCUGCCCGGAACUGCCGAGAUCUGAAGUUCUGCCACCCAGAACUCCAGAGUGGAGAAUAUUGGGUUGAUCCUAAUCAAGGUUGCAAGAUGGAUGCUAUUAAGGUAUUCUGUAACAUGGAGACUGGAGAAACAUGUAUAAAUGCCAGUCCUUCAAAUGUUCCACGUAAGAACUGGUGGAAAGAUUCUGGUGCUAAGAAACAUGUUUGGUUUGGAGAAACCAUGGAUGGCGGAUUUCAGUUUAACUACGGCAAUCCUGAUCUUCCUGAAGAUGUCCUUGAGGUCCAGCUGGCUUUCCUCAGACUUCUUUCUAGCCGGGCCUCCCAGAACAUCACAUAUCACUGCAAGAAUAGUAUCGCCUACAUGGAUCAUGCCAGUGGGAAUGUAAAGAAAGCGCUGAAACUAAUGGGAUCAAAUGAUGGCGAAUUCAAGGCUGAAGGAAACAGUAAAUUCACAUACACAGUUCUAGAGGAUGGUUGCACUAAACACACUGGCGAAUGGGGCAAGACUGUCUUUGAAUAUAGAACACGGAAGGCUAUGAGACUACCUAUUAUAGAUUUUGCACCCUAUGAUAUUGGUGGUCCUGAUCAAGAAUUUGGUGUGGACAUUGGCCCUGUUUGCUUUUUAUAAACCAAACUCUAUCUGAAACCCCAGCAAACAAUUUCACACUCCAUAUGUGUUCUUCUUGUUCUAAUCUUGUCAACCAGUACAAGUGCCCAACUAAAUUGUGGUUAUUUAUUUCCAAAAAUUUUGGAAACACUAUAAUUUGACCAAAAAAAAGGAUACUUUGUUUUGCUGUUACAACAAAUGCAGUUCAAAUGUUUUUGUUCUAUUUUUUUUACCAGUUCCAAUUUCAAAAUGUCUCAAUGGUGCUAUAAUAAAUAAACUUCAACACUCUUACAAUAACACGGCGUUACAUUCUUUGAAUCCUAACCCAUUUGCUAAGCAAUGACUUUGCUUACCAAUAAAAGAUAGCCUUUCUUUUUGAAAGAAUCAAACAUAAAAUUAGAAAAGACUUUCCUGCUUCAACUACCUCAACCUGGUCAUAAACACAUGAAUUUUAUAAGUCCCAGAAGAUGAAAAACAAAAUUGUAUAAAUUGGCAAAAUUGGUGAUUGUAAUUGAUAAAUUUGUUUAAAUAGUGGCCAAAAAAAUGUAGAGUGUAGUGCAAGAAUUUAAAGAAAUAUUUUUAAAGCCACUAUUUUAAUCCUGAAUAUCCACUAUGUUUAAAGGUGCUUUUUUCUUCGUGGGUCAUUGCUGGUCAAAAUUAUCAAUAUUUGGGAAGGUUUUAAAGACAGAUGUUAUGGUGCUAACAUACUUUCACUUUAAAAACUUAGAUCAGAAUUAUUUCCUUGUAUUCAAAACAUAAAGAAAAUCCAUCUGUAUGUGUCUCCUGUCAGAAAAGAUUUAUUGGCUUGUCACUUCAGGGGACUUCCCUCUCCCUUUGUCCUGUAAAAGUCAACAACAACAACAACAAAACAAAUUAUGAGGCUGCUUUGUCAUAAUAACACAGAGAAUGUGUUGAAUUUUAACUUGUAAGCUUGUAUGUGGUUGUUGAUCUUUUUUUCUUACA